This is a messenger RNA of Spea bombifrons (plains spadefoot toad), 5615 nucleotides long. It is a transcript of the gene SPEF2, whose product is annotated as sperm flagellar 2. Bases 65 to 5437 code for a protein of 1790 amino acids. Gene Ontology annotation, biological process: sperm axoneme assembly. Gene Ontology annotation, molecular function: protein binding. The transcript has 37 exons. Gene Ontology annotation, cellular component: manchette; sperm midpiece. Lineage: Eukaryota; Metazoa; Chordata; Amphibia; Anura; Pelobatidae. The record is from RefSeq and is a predicted model, not a curated record.
GCAGCCCUGGGCCGCUACUCAGUGUUAUGUUACCGGAGAGCCGAGAUCGGUAAUACACAGGACCAUGUCGGAGAUCAUCUGCCAGUGGCUCAACGAGGAGCUGGGACUCUCCAAGCGUGUGGACCCGAAGUGUUUUGCGAAGGAAUUUGCCACGGGGUAUCUCAUCGGAGAAGUCCUACAUAAGUACCAGCUGCAAAAUGACUUUGAUCAGUUUUCACAAAACAGAGCCGCCAUCUCCAAACUAAACAACUUUACUCGCAUUGAGCCCACACUCCAACUUCUGGGUGUCCCUUUCGACCAGAACGUGGCUCAGAGUAUUAUGUCAGAACAUCACGGAGCAGCCACGCGACUCCUGUACCAAAUGUACAUUGCCCUGCAGAAGAAGAAGAAGACCGGGCUGACGGGAGUCGCCAUGGAGACGAUGAGGCCGGCGGCUCCUGCGAAACUGCAAAGCAUGGGCUCUGAAAUGUAUAGAGAGCGUCUAAAAUCCAUUGUGCCCCGCCAGUCUGAUAUAAGCUUGCAGCAAGUCACCGAGCAGUUUAAUUUAAAAAGCAAAGAGAUGAAUGAAAAAAUAGCUCAAAUACAAAGUGAGGAACUGCAGAAGAUUCAGAAGAUACAGGAAGAGCUGAGGCUGCAGGACAUAGAAAAGCUUCGCAGGGCAAGAAGGAGACAAAAUGAAAUAAUGGCACGAAUUCAGGCUGCCAUUGUACAGAUUCCAAAACCGCCUCAAAAUCGCUCGGUGAAAGCGAUAGAAGCACAGAAGAUGCUCAAGAAGAAGAAAGAGGCACAGGAUGUUUAUAGAGAGUUGGCGAAAUUCGAAAAGACGGUGAAAAGGGACGGCUUGUCCAACAGCGUGUCUCCGAGUUCUAGGAGCCCGACUUUACAAAGACUACAAUCAACUGGUAGCAUUGGGACUGCUUUGCUAAAACCGGAUACAAGUGAUGAUUAUGUCAAGAGAAUCCAGAAACGCCUGGAAGAAGACACCGUAGCACGCGAUCAACGAGAAAAAAGACGCCGCCGAAUCCUGAUGGAACAGCUCACCGCUCAUGGCGCGCAGGAGGAGGCGUUCCGGGAGGAGCAACUUAUCAAUCGCUUAAUGAGACAAUCUCAGCAAGAACGAAGAAUCGCAGUCCAACUCAUGCACGUUCGACACGAGAAGGACAUUUUGAAGCAGAACAGAAUUUUCCGGGAGAAGCAGUACGAAGAGCGGCGUGAGAGAGAGUUCCGAGAAGCACUCGACAGAGAAGCGGCCAUUGAAAAGCAGGCAAAGCUCGACCGUGAAGAUGAGAUACGUAAAGUGCAAGAGAUCCACGAGCUGAUCGCCGCAGAGCGUGCAGAGGCUCGGUAUAAGAAGCACUAUUUAAUCUGCCAAGAGAUAAUGAGCCAGAUUGUAGAUCUGGUCACUAAAACAGGGGAAUACAGAGAGCUGACAAACAGAAUGAUUCCUACCAAGUUAAUGCGUGAGUGGAAGGAACUGUUUUUCACCGGGUAUACACUCUAUGAAGGAGAACCAGUUGACCCAUUGCCUUCAGAACCGACACCAGAACAGCUUGCAGAACUGGAGAAAGAGCAUCUAUUGGAUGAGAAAGAUUAUGAAGAAUACAAGACAAUGUCAGGGGAAUGGAUAGCACCAGAAGAUGCUGGCGUGAAAGCACCUGCAACCAACAACAACGUACUGGGACAUGUGGUUACCCGGCUGUUGGAGAUUGUCCAUCCGCCAGAAGCCCCCUCACCACCACCUGUUUUCCCUCCAUUCCCCAUUAAAGGGUGCAUUCUCGGAAAGCUGUUCUCAGGGAAGACCACGUGUGUGAACCAUCUGGCGCAAGCUUACAGCCUACAGGUGCUAAACGUGGACAUCCUUGUCCAGGAGGCGAUGCAAGCGUAUCACGAGGCUGAAACAGAAAACGCCACGAGCUCGUCCGAAGCAGGGCAAUCGGAGACGGAAAAAGAGAAGCUCCUGGAAAGUUCUUCCUCUGGUCUCAGUGGCUUGGAAGUUGAUGACAGCAUUACUAAACAAUCUGAACCCAAUCAGCCUGAAGAUGAAGGAUCUCAGCAUCAAACCUCUAAGAUGGCUAAAGAUGAAGAUGCCAGACCAAAGCUUUCUGAACGUGCUCAGCUUGGUGGGAUGCUGGAGAAGCACUUAAAGAAAGGAAAAGGAGCCCCUGAUGAAUUGCUCAUUGAGGUUAUUAUUAAAGCCAUCAAGCGAAUCCCAGCAAAUACUGGAUGGAUCCUGGAUGGUUUUCCAACUACAGUGGGUCAGGCCAGAUUAUUAGAGAAGUCUCUUACAGGAACGGACCCCGAAAAAGCAAAGAACAGGAGAUCCAAGGCAUCGACCCUAGUACAAAAUCCAGCAGGGCCAAAGGAUUCAGCAGCGCCUUCCCCGGCUCUUGAUUUCGCUGUGCUGGUAGACAUCUCUGACAAUGUAGUAUUGCAGCGUGCGGCUGAACAGAUUGCGCAGUCAAUGGCAUCUGCAGCCCAGGAAGGUAAUCCAUCUAAGAUUAAUGAUCCCGACCAAGCAAGAAGUCAAAUACAGCACAGGAUUACAGGUUUCCAUGACAGCUGGCACAAAUUACAGAUGUGGUUUUCAGAUGAACAGAACAUUUUGAUCAAAGUAAAUGGCGAAGUGGAAGAAGAUGCCCUGCGUAAGAAAAUCGAAGAAGUAUUUUUGAGUGCUGUAGUCAAAAAGCAAAAUAAAGGUAAAGAGACAGAAAAGAAAGUAGAGGUAGAACCACCACCUCCACCCCCAGUUACACCUCCGCCUCAAGAAACCACCACUGAUCCACGGCCUUUAUCACCUCCAAAGCAGACAUCUGCAAAAAGAGGAAAAGGAGGGUCCAAAUCACCAAAAGGUUCCCAGAAACGUUCUGAUACAUCUAAAGACAAGAAAGAAAAGAAACCAGAUACUCCUCGAGGGAAAGAUGCAGGACAGAAAUCUCCAAAAUCGGGCACUCCACGAGGAAGAUCACCAGGAAAGAAGUCUCAUUCGGCCCCUGCUACUCCAGAACCACCAGAACCCACUCCUGUCGGCCCACCACCCGUUCAGCCAGGAUCUCCAGACUGGGUGUAUGUCGAUGAACCUCUUCCACAGGAAAUCCCAGAGUUCCUAUUACCCUACUGGGAAACUAUAGAAAGUAAUUAUGGAAAUACCAUUAAGGCGGCUCUGAAGAGUAUGAGACAGGAACGGAUGAUUGUGAUUCAUUACUUAUAUGACAUCAGGAACCGAUUUAAGGACUAUAUAAAACGGCCAGACCACAAGCAGGAAUUUGUGUCUCAGUGGCAGUCAGACUUCAGCAGUGUUCCCGAUGACAUGAGGGAGGAUGAAGAAACGAAAGCAGAGCUUCACCAGCGUGUUGAUGACCUGAGAGACCGUCUUUGGGACAUCUGUGACAACAGGAAGGAGGAAGCAGAACAAGAACGCGCUGAUAUCAUGAAUGAAGGGUGGCUUCAAGAUCACUUGGGAAUACUGGCCAACCAUUUUAUUACAGUAAUGCAGGCAGAAGUAGACCGCUUUCAAGAUACAGCGAGGCUUUUACAUGAUUAUUACCAAGGAAUGGAGGGGAGGCAUCCUUCAGAUGUUGGUCAGGACUUCACACGAAUACCGCUGCUUGAUAUCUUCGGCGCAGACCUGGAGGGGGAAAUGGAACAGCCUAAAAGAAUCCCUCUUAUCCCACGAAGACCUCAGACCCCGGAAAAUCUAGGUAAACAGAAGAGUAAAUCGGCUCAGGUGAAAAGCAGAGACGAUCAGACAGCCGAGAACACCAAACCGAUCAAUGAAACCGACGAGAAGCUGAUCGCUGACACCUGGCAAGUGGCCGUUUCUGCCAUUGCCAACAUGGUAGCUCAUCAAAAACAAGCCAGGGAAGCAGAGGAGGAAAAAGAACAAAUGGCUGCGGAAACGAAGGAGAAGGAACGUUUGAAAGCAUCUCAGGGGGCUUCCCGGGGCAGUGCAAGGGGUUCUAAAAAGAAGACCCCCAAAUCACCUAAAGGAAAAAGAGGUAAAUCUCCGGGUGCGUCCGCUCCAACACCUUCUCCCCAGAACCCGGAAGAAAGUGCUAUGCUGCAAAAACAACAGGACCUAAAGUUUAAAAUCCGGCAGGAGUAUUUCUUCGCUCUAGAACUGGAAGAGGCUGCUACGAAGUUUCGACUUGAGCUGAUAAAACGUAAAGCCGUAGAAGUUUGCCAGGAUCUAACGCUGAAAUCUCAGGAUGCUUAUCGAGACAUGGAAAUGUGGUUGGGAGCCAGGUUUCUAGCGGAAAUGUCAAGUAUUGAAAAGCUGAUUCAAGUUGCUCGUCACCACAUUGAAACCAGUCAGAAGAUACAAUACGAGCUGGUUCUGGAGCAGACAGAAUUCUAUAUCAGUUCCGAUGUGAAAGUAAUUCCAGAUCCGCUUCCUCCCCCUCGACCUCCACCAGUGGAAAUGUCAAUCAACGCAACAUUAACCAUUUCCCAGCUCAACAACCUGCAUCAGCAAUUUGUGAAGGUGGCACCCAAAGGUCUAAUAUCAAAGAAAUUAUUCACCGACAUUCUUUUGGAUCUCACGUCAAUGAACAUCGGAAAGGACAUUCUCCCUGACGCAUGGAUGUAUCUAACACUCCCAGAGAUACAAGAGAUAACUUCUGUGUUAUCACUGAACUCAGAUGUAGUUGAUUGGCACAAAUUCCUAUUAGCAGCAUCUCAGCCGUGGCCAUAUCCUUCAGUCGGCCAACUCCUUAAGACGCUGAACGGCUUUAAAGCUAUGGAUGGUAACCAGUGUGGCCUCAUCACUGAAGAAGACUAUGGCCAGGUCGAUCUGUGGUUUACUGGGAAAAAUGACAAAUGUGUUUCUGAGAAUGUGGCGGAACCGUUACCAUUUAAUAGACUGGAACAUCUUAUAAAGUUUUUCUAUCAUAUGUUUGCUGAUCAGAAAAGACAGCUUGACUACACAGAGAUGCUGCUGUAUUUCGCCUCACAUCCGGAUCCCAAAGAAGGGUUUUAUCGAGCAUUGAGUGUUAUGGCGGGAAAACCUAUCCUGAGGACGCCAGAUGAUAACAUCCUUCUUAAGUCUCUCCCAAAUAUGAAUGUCCGACCACAGAGCAGAGGAGACAUUUCUGAAGAUGACGACAGCCUAUUGACUAAGCCAGAAGAUGUAACGAUUACUUUAGAACAAGUACUGCGCGUGUUUCAGCACGUAGCGAGCACAGAUGGAGAAAACCAUAGAUUUUCCUCUCCGCAAGAAGAGACUGAUAAUUAUACCAAGAGCCUUAAACACAUCUUCAGUGAGCUGUGCCCAGAGAAUAUGGAACCUGUCGCUGUUACUGCACUUAUGAAGCAUCCAUUUUUUCAAGACCUUGCUGACAGCUGUAUACAGUAUAACCUCCCAGAUAUCCAUGGAAUCCUCGGCAAGUCAAGGCCAAUUCAAUCAAGCGAAAGGGAAAGUAUGACCUCCAACAAUAGCUGAACAACUUUACACAGACACUUCUGGCUUCUUAUUGGUCUAAUGGGUUUUUUUUAUCCUCAUUUAUUCUUCUGAUUAAAAAUAAAAAUAAAAUAUUUCUUAAUCAAAACAUUUAGCUUCAUCCAUUUAUGUAAACAUAACAUAUUCAUUUUCCAAAUAAUAAAAUAACUGAUGAUUUUUA